AUGGGCCUGUUUUAUAUGAGUGCAUCCAGCAGAUGGCAUUAGAAUUCUUAGACUUCAGAUCCACUGUUUGCCCAAUAGAAAUACCAUGUUUUUAUUGAUAGACCACGAGCAGAUCUUCCAGCUUCAGAUCUAUAAUUACAAACGGACCCAGGUUCAAUGACCCGUAAAGGCCAUUUCAGCACCUCCAUUCUGUCUGUCUCCAAGCCUUCACCUUAGGUAAGAACUUUGGCUUUCAAAAAAAAAGAACGUUUGCUUUCAUUCACCUCUCAGGGUGCUCUGACUCUUUACAGCUGAAGGCCCCUCUUGUCCGAGAUAGACAGUAUUACUUAGCAGUAUGCAUGCUCUAACAACAUGAGCGACAUCAAGAGUAACCGAGAACUGUACCUGCAGUACAAAUCCAAGGCCCCUAAGCUGCUGGCCAACAUUUCCAAAUUACUCCUCAUGUGCCGGAACACAGGCAUUGCUAUACCUAAGGGCAUCAGAAACAUCUUUGAGUUCACUUGGGAGGAGCUCAUCACUGACCCUAUGGUGCCUACUCCGUCUGACAUCCGGGGCCUGGAGAUCAGCUUUGGGACUCCACCUGUGGUGUCUAUGGAAUCAACCCCUGUGCAGAUCCACGUCCCGAAGAAGCCACCACCACCACCAGUACCACCACCACUGAUGCUACCCACUGAGCCAGGCAAGUUCACCACCCGUGGUCAUCGGGUACACACCAGCCAGGACACCCUGUACAAGUUCCAGCGACGGUCCAUCCACCUGCUGACUGAGCUGCUCACCCUGAAGAUGAAGGCCAUGCUGGAGUCUGUGUCUGGUGCCAACCCCUUGGACAUCACAAGGCGCUUUGUGGAGGCCAGCCAGCUCCUCCACCUCAAUGCCAAAGAGAUGGCUUUUGACUCCCUGGUUGGCACAUUCGGGAGAAGUACCUUUGGUGCUGGACUGUUGGGGAAAGAGCCCUUCCUGAGCACCUCAAUAAUGGGAGUGAACUCGCCUUAUCAGCUUAUCUAUGAAGCCUCUACUGGUUGUCUGAGCUUUUCCCUCUCAACUGGAAAGGAAGGCAAGAAGAAAGCAGGAAAAAUGAAAAAUUUUGAAGAGAUAACCUCAUCACCCUCUCAACGAGAAACAGGAACUGCCUCUGACAAUGUGGAGAUCAGUGACCCCUGUCCUGAGGCCCGGGAGAAGCUGCAAGAGAUGUGUCGUCAUAUAGAAGCCGAAAGGACCUCGUGGAAAGGGAAGAAUGUCUUCUGCCCCAUGAUGUUACGCAACUACGGGGCAAAGAUGCCCAUUCAUUCGGGGUCAGCUGUGAGCUCCUGUCACCCUCACCUUCAAGGUACUCAGACUCCCACUCCCACUCCUUACCAGUCUUCCAUCUCCCAUGCUCACUUCAUUCAGCAGUCUCAGGAGUGUAAAGGAGGCAAGAAGAACAUCAAGUUGCAUUACACCUUCUGUGAUGGGUCUUCCUUCGUUUACUAUCCCUCCGGAAACAUUGCCAUGUGUCAGAUCCCCACUUGCUGCGGAGGGAGAACCAUCACCUUACUCUUUAAUGACACACCCAACUUCUCCUUCCUGGCCCUGUUCAAUGCUGAAGGCCAGGGCUGCGUUCACUACAACCUAAAGUCCUGCUGCCCAUAUGUCUUGGUCUUGGAUGAGGAAGGCGGGACCACCAACGACUACAAGGGCUAUGCAGUCCACAAGUGGAGCUGGGCUUCUAAGACAGAGACUUUGCUCUCCUUGGAAUAUAAGAUGAAUGAGCAAAUGAAGCUGACGGUGCUGGGGCAGGACUCCAUUCUAGUCACCUUUACCUCCAUGAAUGAGACAGUAACACUUACUAUAUCGGCCAAUAACUGUCCUCACGGGGUAGGGCACGAUAAAAAGAUGACCCACAAGAUCAUCAGCAUGGACGACAAGUUGUCUAAGAUGAGCCGAGCCCUGGCAGCGAUCAAGAGGCGGUUUCAGAAGACAGUGUCUCAGUUCAUGAAUUCUGUCUUACUGGCAGCAGGAUUGCUCAUCAUAGAAUAUCCAUCAAGGGUCAUGGGAGAACUAAGUCGAACCAAAAUGAGAUCCUGGGCCUUUUCCGAGCGGGGCACCAAGCUAAAUCUAUAUUCAGAAGUCUCUGCAACACGUUAUCAGUCAGCCCCACCUGAAUCCUCGGCUGUACAGUCUCCGAAGGAAGAGCCUAGGUCUGCUCCGAUAAGCCCCGCUCCGAAGAAGAUCAUCAAAAUCCACGCCAAAGCCCUGACUACACUCAGGGGGAGGGCCACAGAGAUGCGCAGCCACACCAGGAGGGCUGCCUCACCCUCUGACUGCCCACUGGUGCUGCGGAAGCUCAUUUGUAAGGAAGACAUCCGCGCUGGCUGCAAGUGCAUAGUGAAGCCACCCCUGGUAUCUGAUGUGGAGCUGGAACGCUUCCUGUCGGUGCCCCGUGACCCCAGCCAGGUGCUGGUGUUCGGAAUAGUGUCAAGCCACAUUCCUACCAGCUCAGGACAGCUCCAGUGGCUGCUCAACACACUCUACUGUCACCGGCAGCAGGGCCGUGGCUCACCCUGCAUCCAGUGCCAGCAUGACCCCUACCGCCUACUGCGAUAUGACCUCAACAGCCCACUGCAGAAGGACCCACCCCUGCUGGUGAAGAAGUAUGCUGUGAUGCAGGGGAUGGUUCUGAUGUUCGCUGGGGGGAAGCUCCUGUUUGGGGGCUGCGUUUUGAAUGGAUACGGCUUCAGCAAGCAGAAUCUGCUGAAACAGAUCUCCCAGGCUCGGCAGGACUGCAAGAUGGGCUACUUCAUGCCAGAGAACUACAAAUUUAGCAGCGUUUUACCCUCCUUCCUGGGCCUGGAUGAAGCUGAGUCAGACAAGAGAACAAUUUUGGAAGACAUCCAAGGAAGCAUCUCCUCGUUGACCGUAGGGGACAAGAUGGAGGACUAUUUCCCUGAACCUGAGAAGAAGAUGAAUCUGCAUCCUCUCAUCCAAGGCAGGAGGGACAGUAAGAAGAUGAACUCUUGGAAGAAACAGGCCUCCAAGAAGUGAUGCAGGCCCCUUGACCACCAGAGUGCCAGGCCUGGAUGAGGCUCCUCCCUUGCCCACCUGCCCUGCCCCU
This is a messenger RNA of Myotis brandtii (Brandt's bat), 3091 nucleotides long. RefSeq names its product chromosome unknown open reading frame, human C3orf20 (gene FAM194C). NCBI's taxonomy places the organism in Eukaryota, Metazoa, Chordata, Mammalia, Chiroptera, Vespertilionidae. The transcript has 17 exons. The record is from RefSeq and is a predicted model, not a curated record. Bases 352 to 3021 code for a protein of 889 amino acids.